Sphenostylis stenocarpa is the source of this 1746-nucleotide messenger RNA. Lineage: Eukaryota; Viridiplantae; Streptophyta; Magnoliopsida; Fabales; Fabaceae. The record is from the annotation of a GenBank genome assembly.
AUGGUGCUUUCUUGUUCCACGCUUACGUGUGAUAUUGCUACAGAACUUGAGAAACUUGGUGGAGUCAAAGUUCUCACUUGUUACUUGGCUUCCAAGUCAUGGUAUGUUCAUGAUUCAAAAGGUACUAGCUCUCCCCAUAAUAAGGAUAUUGAUUGGAACACUGAUGACGAGAUUGAGGUGUUUGGUGAGAGUAGUGCAAGUGGCUCGAGUGCUAAACAUGCGAAGCUGCUUCAUCAUUUUGUGGGAAUGGGAUUUUCCAGAGAGACAGUGAUCAAAGCUAUUGAUGAAAAUGAUUUUGCUUUGUCUAUGGCAGGAGAAGAUAACGAGGAAGACAUUAUGGAAACUCUGCUUAAACUUACUUCUGAAAACCCCUCAACAGAAGAGAAUGAUGAGACAUUGUCCAUACUUAUCGAUAUGGGAUACCCUUUUGAGGAUGCUUUGAUAGCUAUAGAUAAAUGUGGUCCUCAAGCUGAGAUCAGUGACCUGGCAGAUUUCAUUAGUGCUUUUCAGUUAGAAAAGGAAAUUGACUCUCUUCAAGAUCUACCAAACACUGAAAAUGUUGCAUCUGUUGAUACACAAACAAAGCCAAGUGAUCAGCCGCAUCUUCAUACAAGUAAGAAAGUAAAACUCCUCAAUAAUAAACGGAAAGACGGAAUCUACUGGGUAAGAGAGAAGACAUCAGCUGUUGAUAUGGAGAUAAUACAUCCCCCUGGUCCAAUGACAGGAUUUGGUGUACCCAAUGAAGUCGGUCAAGUAAUUUCAAGAGAGCUUCCUAGAGCAGUAGCAAAUAAACCAUACUUCUAUUUUGAAAACGUGGCUCUUGCUCCUAAAGGAGUUUGGAAUAGUAUAUCACGUUUUCUGUAUGAGAUUGAGCCAGAAUUUGUUGAUUCCAAAUACUUUUGUGCUGCAAUGAGGAAAAGAGGAUAUAUCCAUAAUCUUCCCAUCCACAACCGCUCCCCCCUGCUUCCUAUUCCACCACUAACUAUACAAGAGGCUUUGCCUACAACUGAAAAGUGGUGGCCUUCCUGGGACAAAAGAACAAAGCUCAAUUGCCUUAUAACUAGCACAGCUCCUAGCACAGUUACAGAUAGAUUAAGGAAAACCCUCCAAAAAUUUGAUGAUGAACCUCCACAAAAUGUACAAGGAAAUGUACUUCAAGAGAUUAGAAAGUGGAACUUGGUGUGGGUUGGGAAAAACAAAUUGGCACAUCUUGAACCUGAUGAAUAUGAGAUGUUGCUGGGAUUCCCAAAGGAUCACACCAGAGGUGGUGGAGUCACCCGUACAGACAGAUUCAAGUCACUUGGCAAUGCAUUUCAGGUUGAUACAGUGGCCUACCAUCUUUCAGUGUUGAAGGAUCAUUUUCCAAAUGGCAUUAAUGUGCUGUCUCUCUUUUCUGGUAUUGGAGGUGCUGAGGUUGCUCUGCAUCGACUAGGAAUAAUGCUUAAAAAUGUGAUAUCUGUGGAAAUUGCUGAGGUGAACAGAAACAUCAUUCAGUGCUGGUGGGAACAGACCAACCAGACGGGAAACCUAAUUGAGGUUGAAGAUGUACAGAAAGUCUCUUCAGAUCAGCUGAGGCAGUGGAUAACCAAGUUUGGUGGAUUUGACCUCAUCAUUGGUGGGAGCCCCUGCAACAACUUUUCUGGCAGUAACAGAGUUACUAGACAUGGGCUAGAGGGAGAGAAAUCCUCACUCUUUUACGAAUAUUUUAGGAUUCUUGAGGCAGUAAUGGAAAUACAGAAAAAAUGA